Tigriopus californicus is the source of this 2073-nucleotide messenger RNA. Its product is annotated as tubulin alpha-1 chain. Lineage: Eukaryota; Metazoa; Arthropoda; Copepoda; Harpacticoida; Harpacticidae. Gene Ontology annotation, molecular function: GTP binding; structural constituent of cytoskeleton. The transcript is spliced from 3 exons. The coding region runs from base 446 to 1798 and encodes 450 amino acids. The record is from RefSeq and is a predicted model, not a curated record. Gene Ontology annotation, cellular component: microtubule; cytoplasm. Gene Ontology annotation, biological process: microtubule cytoskeleton organization; mitotic cell cycle.
CGCUGCUAUUAAGAUUUGACAACCAAUGGCCUGCCAAAAAUAUUUCAUAUUUUGUUUGGACCUCCUCGACUACAUAAGUAGAUCAUCAUGUUCUUAUCAACUUCUUCGUAAUCUAGAAAAAAUCAUUCAGAAUCAACUUCAGCAUUGUGAUGCUGACCAUCCAAAACCUGCAAUUGCAAACAUUAGAGCACUGUUCUCUGUGUAACGGUCUGUCGGUUUAAACAGUGCUGCUGGCCAAUUUGGUCCGGAAAGAAUCUUCUUCUAAACUCUUCUUGGCUCGUGAAAGUGCUGUUGCUUGACUUCAUUGCACACGCCCUCGUGAGCUCAGUCUUACUUACAUCGUCAUCGUUACACAUUGCAGCGUAUCGGAAAGACUCGAGAUAUCAGUUCAUUUGCCGACUGACGACUGGUAACUUCUCCUCGGCCCAAGCGUAGAUUGAAAAAAAUGAGAGAGUGCAUUUCUGUUCAUGUUGGCCAAGCCGGUUCCCAAAUGGGCAAUGCCUGUUGGGAGCUCUAUUGCCUGGAGCAUGGAAUUCAACCGGACGGUCAAAUGCCAUCGGACAAAACCGUGGGAGGGGGAGACGAUUCGUUCAAUACGUUCUUCUCCGAAACCGGGGCCGGAAAGCACGUCCCGAGAGCUGUUUUCGUGGAUCUCGAACCUACUGUGAUUGAUGAGGUUCGAACUGGAACGUAUCGACAAUUAUUUCACCCCGAACAAUUGGUGACCGGAAAGGAGGAUGCGGCCAACAACUACGCACGAGGUCACUACACGAUUGGGAAAGAAAUCGUGGAUUUAGUCUUGGACCGCAUACGGAAGUUGGCCGACAAUUGCACCGGUCUUCAAGGCUUCUUGGUGUUCCACAGUUUUGGGGGUGGUACCGGAUCAGGAUUCACGUCGCUCUUGAUGGAGAGACUCUCGGUUGACUACGGGAAGAAAUCCAAACUUGAAUUUUCCAUUUACCCAGCUCCGCAAGUGGCCACUGCCGUGGUCGAACCCUACAAUUCCAUCUUAACAACGCAUACCACACUGGAACACUCCGACUGUGCCUUCAUGGUCGACAAUGAGGCCAUCUACGACAUUUGCAGGCGUAAUCUAGACAUCGAAAGACCCACGUACACGAACUUGAAUCGCCUGAUUGGUCAGAUCGUGUCCUCAAUAACGGCGUCAUUGCGUUUUGAUGGAGCUUUGAAUGUCGAUUUGACCGAGUUUCAAACGAACCUUGUGCCGUAUCCGCGUAUUCACUUUCCAUUAGUCACCUAUGCUCCAGUCAUUUCGGCCGAGAAAGCGUAUCACGAGCAACUCUCCGUGGCUGAAGUGACCAAUGCUUGCUUCGAGCCCGCCAACCAAAUGGUGAAAUGCGAUCCCAGACACGGCAAAUACAUGGCCUGUUGUAUGCUCUACCGAGGGGACGUCGUGCCCAAGGACGUGAACGCUGCCAUUGCAACCAUCAAGACGAAGCGAUCGAUUCAGUUCGUGGAUUGGUGUCCCACUGGGUUUAAAGUAGGUAUUAACUAUCAACCCCCGACUGUUGUUCCGGGAGGAGAUCUAGCCAAGGUCCAGCGAGCUGUAUGCAUGUUGAGUAAUACAACGGCCAUUGCUGAAGCUUGGGCCCGAUUGGAUCACAAAUUUGAUCUAAUGUAUGCCAAACGAGCAUUUGUUCAUUGGUACGUUGGCGAAGGCAUGGAAGAAGGAGAGUUUUCCGAGGCUCGCGAAGAUCUGGCGGCUCUGGAGAAAGACUACGAAGAAGUUGGGAUGGAUUCUUUGGAUGGAGAAGACGAGGAGGGCGAGGAAUAUUAAUGCACCGGAAAGUGAUGAAGAUCGCCUGUUCCUCCAAACAAGAAACAAUACCGUUCACAAUGUAUACACCGGAUUAUGUACACUAUCAAGAAUGCAUUUCUGGAAUGCAAAACAAUCCAACUUCGAAGUUCCUCAUUUUCUGGUCCAUAAUUUGGAUCCCAAUGGAUUGAAAGUUUUGUAAAUUUGUUCAACAGUAUGAACAUUUACCCAGAUCUGAGCUUUGUUCAAUCACGGAUUAUGUUCUAUUUCUAUGGUUAAUAAAAGUUCAAUCGGCA